GGCGUGGCUGAAUCCAACACCCACGCAUAGAUUAAUGCUGAUAGUGAUAAAGAUCAGAUGACCUUAGAUGAAAAUGAGGCAGAGAAGACAAAGCGUGAGGAUUAUUAGCAUCGUAUCUGCUCUUCUCUUUAUCUUUCUUUACACUGGCUUUAAAAAUGGAGGGAGAGAUGGGCUCAGUCUCAGUAAUAGUGACAUUCAGCCAGAACUAGCUACCACACGGAAGUUACUUGGAUUUGGUCACAGUUCUGCGCCAAUCUGUCAGUCGGAUUCUGAUAAUGGCGGGGACCAGGACAAUGCUAACUGCUCUCAUCCUUUGCAUAAAAACAAUUCUUGUCAAUUCGUUAAAGAUAAUUGUGGAGAUGAUGUAGCCCUCUUCGACUAUCUGGCCUUUGUCGCCUGCUCUCUUCAUCAUGUGAAACCGAUAGCUUAUAUUAUAUUAGCAUUAUGGCUGGUGUAUCUCAUUUCCUUGUUAGCGACGACAGCUGAUUAUUUUUUUGUACCACCUCUUAAUUUACUAUCCGAUAAACUGAAACUGUCCCCAAGUAUUGCUGGAAUUACUCUGUUAGCUAUUGGAAAUGGUGCUCCUGAUGUUUUUACUGCCUUCUCCGCUCUUAAAAAUGGAGACCUGCCACUAGUCCUUGGUGCCCUCAUUGGUGCAUCAAUAUUUAUCUCGACUGUUGUCUUGGGUAGCGUUAUAUUAAUAACUAAAGUGACCUCAGACACAAUAGAUAAGAUUGAUUUUACUCGUGACGUAGUGGCCUACAUUGUGGUUGUAGCUACAGUUAUACUGGUAGCUUUUGAUGGACUGGUUGAACUCUAUGAAGCAAUAUUCUUCCCCAUUAUAUACAUUGUUUAUAUAGCAGCUGCUAUAAUCAUAGGAUACUUAAGAACUGCAUGGAAAAAACAUAAAGAAUCAAAGAAUGGAACUAGCAUACAGACUGAUAUUGAUAAAGGUGAUAGUGCUAUAGAAUGUGCUGAUGAAUCAAGGCCAUUAAUAGAAGCGUCCAAUAAUAUACUAGGAACUGAAGUAAAGGAAAAAGAGAAAGAGAGACUGGAACUCGAAGGGUUAACAUUUCCGAGGGGGCGUAACAUUGCCGUAAAGAUACAGUGGUUUCUUGAGCUACCUUUCAGCUUGUUGAGAUGGAUAUCUAUACCACCUUGCUGCCAUGACGGUAAAUGGUCGGAGUGGCAUCGCUGGUUUGCUGUUAGUUCUCCGAUUCCAAUGAUUGUGAUACUGGCUAUCACAGCUGGUGGCUGGUCUGCUUUUACUUAUCCAAUUGAAUCAACCAAAUUCCCACUUAUUGUUAUAUUCUUUAUUAUAGGUAUAAUAUUAUCAAUAGUGUUGUAUUUUGUUAUUGGUAAGACUAAACCUCACUGGAUAGUCCAGUCACUAUUAGGACUGGCUGGAUUCAUCAUGUCAAUUGCUUGGCUCAACAUUGAAGCUAAUGAAGUCGUCAGUCUCCUCGAAGCUUUCGGACUUGCUUUUAGCAUUGAUACAGCAAUCCUUGGUCUCACAGUACUGGCUAUUGGUAAUUCAGUAGGCGAUUGGGUCGCUGACACAGCAGUAGCAAGGGCCGGUGAGCCAGGUAUGGGCGUGGCUUCAUGUUUUGGGUCUCCCCUACUUAACGAUGUCCUGGGUCUCAGCGUUGCCUUGAUAGCAAAGAUUGGUAUUUAUGACAAAGGGAAGUCAUUUCCAAUUUGCAUCCAAAGCAGAGAGUACGUGAAAGUGAAGCUUUCGUGGAUAUUUUUAUCUUUUUCACUUAUUCUGAGUGCACUGGUAUUCCCACUCUUUAAAUUUAGUCCUCCUAGGGCAUAUGGUCUUGUUCUGAUAUACAUCUACAUUGUGUUUAUGUUAUUUUCUGUAUUGGAUGAAUUGGACAUAUUGAAGUUUUAUUAUUACUUGUAAAAAGCUUUAUUUUUAAAUAUUUUAUAGUAGCUACAUGUACAUUUGUAUGAUAAUACUACCCAAAAAAGGAUAAAGGAGUGGCUUUAUAAACUUUAAUAACUUGCAAUUAAGCACAUUCAAUUUGA
Messenger RNA from Amphimedon queenslandica, 2031 nucleotides. Its product is annotated as cation/calcium exchanger 5-like. Gene Ontology annotation, molecular function: monoatomic cation transmembrane transporter activity. The transcript has 15 exons. The record is from RefSeq and is a predicted model, not a curated record. Gene Ontology annotation, cellular component: membrane. Gene Ontology annotation, biological process: transmembrane transport; intracellular calcium ion homeostasis; monoatomic cation transport. Lineage: Eukaryota; Metazoa; Porifera; Demospongiae; Haplosclerida; Niphatidae. The coding region runs from base 68 to 1906 and encodes 612 amino acids.